AUGGGGAUAUCAGAUGCACCUGCAGAGGCAAUGCAGAACUCUACCCCUAUCACUGCCUAUCGCAUGAACCUGGGAGAGUACCAGCUCUCCAACCCCCCGCCCCCGACUCGGAUCCCGUCCCCCAUGCGUCGCAUUGUCAGGCAUUCCGACUACAACCCAAGCAUACUCGUCCUCAAUGUUGCCCUGGUGCAGCUGACGGAACCUAUCAACUUCACGGGCACCAUCCGCCCCAUCUCCCUGACGGGUUCCUCCACCCAGUUCCCAGCAGGGGAAAAGUGCUGGGUCACUGGCUGGGGCCACAUCGGAUGGGGGUGUGGAGAUGUGCUUCUGCCGCCCCGGACACUUCAGCAGCUGCAGGUUUCUCUCUUCGAUGUGUCGACCUGCGAAAAGCUCAUAGGGAGAUGCAAACGUUGGAACCAACCCACAAGGCUGUGCGCUAGGGCCCAAGAUGCUCGUAGUGGCCCCUGCAAGGGUGACUCUGGGGGGCCUCUGGUCUGUCCAGAGGGAAACAGCUUCAUCUUGGCUGGGAUCGUCAGCUGGGGGAUUAACUGCACAGCCUUCCCACCCCCCCACCCAGGCGUGUACUCCCGGGUUUCGGUCUAUGCCGAGUGGAUCCAGGAGGUUACAGGCAGCGCUGGCCCCUCUGCCUUCUCUCCUGCUGUACUCAGCGCCGGUACUACCCCACUGGGGUCCCUCAGCAAUGGCUUAGUCUGCUCAUGCCUAGCACUGGCUCUGAUUGCACCGCUCCUUGCUGGGCUCCUGCUGCCAGCCCUGUGA
Molecule: messenger RNA, 777 nt
Organism: Gopherus evgoodei (Goodes thornscrub tortoise)
Lineage: Eukaryota; Metazoa; Chordata; Testudines; Testudinidae
Product: transmembrane protease serine 9-like
Biological process (GO): proteolysis
Molecular function (GO): serine-type endopeptidase activity
Source: RefSeq, a predicted model, not a curated record